CCCACGCGUCUCUCCUGGAGGAUUCCCGACAGCAGCUCCGCCCUGCCUAGCGGAGGAGGCUAGAUGUUCAAGCUCUCCCCAGAUCUACCUUCGGGGUGAACAGGCUGCGUUGGUGAGGGUAUGGCUUGGAAUUAGUUAGAUCCUUGGGUCCACAACAGCCUCACCAGUUUUGUCUCUCACAACCUUUGAACUGUUGGAGAUCCGGGCUCGGAACCCUGGGAACACGCGUGCGCAGUACGUCCUGUUCAGCCGCCCUGGGGGCCGUGGACGGUCGAACCACCUGAAUAUCCUCCUGGGUGCAGGGGGCCUCCCUCCCAGUAUGACCUGAUGAUGCACCUGCAAAGGCACUAUGGCAAGGCAGUGUAUGCCUCCUCUUCUUGGGAAGUUCUCAUGGCAGUGAUGGGACUUGAAGAAGACAUCUGACAGCUUCAGGGACAAGGAGAAACACAGACAUCAUUACCUGCAGACCCCUUGAGUUUUCUUCCAGUUCCUGAGGGCUGUGGAUAGCAGCUUCGAACAUCUUUCAGGCCCAGAGCCAAAAGCAGAGCUUCAAGACUAUAGGAAACCAAACAGCUCUACAAUCAUUCAAGGAAUGACCGACGCUGCACUUCAUGAUUCGGGACGGGAAGCAUCUGAAAGACGAUUUCAAAGGAAGCAGAUGACACUUGCACGGGACUGCAUUUUGGUCUAUGCUCAAAGUGAUGAAGUUGAUUUGCAUCAUUCUGCCACUAACGCUGAAGCGUCCUGCUCCUGGAAACCCCAGCCAGAGAUGCGGAGUUUACCGAGAGAGGACUCCGCGGAGCGCUGCCAUAAAUUCAAAACUAACUAUCGGGGCAGGCAAUCGCUUCGAGAGAGGGACGGAACGUGGGACCCGGGGAGCCCCGCACCCCUCGCCUGGAAAGGACUGGUCAAGUGCCUUCUCCCUCCUCCCCGAGUCGGAAGUGAAUGUCACCUGCAGGUCUGCCCCACUCUCUGGGCGCUUCCCCCUCCUCUGCCCAGUUUGGACAGUGUCUAGUGACCGGUUUCAGCUCCGGCCGUCUUCGGGCUCCAGGCUGCAACCCCCCGCCCCGCUCCGGGAAUCGCGUCCCCUCCCCCGUGGUCCCCGCCCCCUCCAAGCUCUGCCGGGCGCUGAUUGGCGGCGGCGCUGACAGGAGGCGGGGCCUGGAAGUCCCGGCCAAACCCGCCCUCGCGUAUAAGCGCCUUCUCGGCUCUCUCUCUCUCCAUCUCUCUCCUCUCUUUCUCUCUCGCUCCCUUCCUCCCUGUAACUGAACAGUGAAAAUUCACUGGAUCCGCUAACAGGCACAGAUGUCAUGUGAAAACGCACAUGCUCUGCCAUCCACACCGCCUUUCUUCCUUUUCUGUUUCCUUUUCUUCCCCCCCUUGCUCCUUCUCCUUCUUUGUAACUAACAAAACCACCACCAACUCCUCCUCCUGCCGCUGCUGCCCUUCCUCCUCCUCCUCAGUCCAAGUGAUCACAAAAGAAAUCUUCUGAGCCGGAGGCGGUGGCAUUUUUAAAAAGCAAGCACAUUAGAGAGAAAGGAAAAAGAAAAAAAAGAAAAAAAAAAACAAAAAACAAAAGCAAAACAAAACCCAGGCACCAGCCAGACAGCCCAUUUUUUUUUUUCCACCCUUCCUGAAAACAACCAAACAACCAUCAAAACAGUCAUCACCACCAUCAUCAAAACUGUUAACAUAGCAGCGGCGGCGGCGGCAAACGUCACCCUCUGGCCACGGCGUCCGCCUAAAGGGAUGGUUUUCUCGGCGGAGCAGCUCUUUGCCGACCACCUUCUUCACUCGUGCUGAGCAGGAUUUUUGGGCUCUCCGGGGUUCGGGCUGGGAGCAGCUUCAUGACUACGCGGAGCGGGAGAGCGGCCACACCAUGCGAGCACAAAUUGAAGUGAUACCAUGCAAAAUUUGUGGCGAUAAGUCCUCCGGGAUCCACUACGGAGUCAUCACGUGCGAAGGCUGCAAGGGAUUCUUCAGGAGGAGCCAACAAAACAAUGCCUCUUACUCCUGCCCAAGGCAGAGAAACUGUUUAAUCGACAGAACCAACAGAAACCGUUGCCAACACUGCCGACUGCAGAAGUGUCUUGCCCUCGGGAUGUCGAGAGAUGCUGUGAAGUUCGGGAGGAUGUCCAAGAAGCAGAGGGACAGCCUGUACGCCGAGGUGCAGAAGCACCAGCAGCGGCUGCAGGAGCAGCGGCAGCAGCAGAGCGGGGAGGCGGAAGCCCUCGCCAGGGUCUACAGCGGCAGCAUCAGCAACGGCCUGGGCAACCUGAGCAACGAGGCCGGCGGCGCCUACGCCAACGGACACGUCAUCGACCUGCCCAAGUCCGAGGGCUAUUACAGCGUGGAUUCCGGCCAGCCGUCCCCUGAUCAGUCAGGACUUGACAUGACUGGAAUCAAACAGAUAAAGCAAGAACCUAUCUAUGACCUCACCUCCGUACCCAACUUGUUUACCUAUAGCUCUUUCAACAACGGGCAGCUAGCACCCGGGAUAACGAUGACUGAAAUCGAUCGAAUUGCACAGAACAUCAUUAAGUCCCACCUGGAGACGUGUCAGUACACCACGGAGGAGCUGCACCAGCUGGCAUGGCAGACCCACACCUACGAGGAAAUUAAAGCCUAUCAGAGCAAGUCCAGGGAAGCACUAUGGCAGCAAUGCGCCAUCCAGAUCACUCACGCCAUCCAGUAUGUGGUCGAGUUUGCAAAGCGGAUAACGGGCUUCAUGGAGCUCUGUCAAAAUGAUCAGAUUCUACUUCUGAAGUCAGGUUGCCUGGAAGUGGUUUUAGUGAGAAUGUGCCGUGCCUUCAACCCAUUAAACAACACUGUUCUGUUUGAAGGAAAAUAUGGAGGAAUGCAGAUGUUCAAGGCCUUAGGUUCUGAUGACCUAGUGAAUGAAGCAUUUGACUUUGCAAAGAAUUUGUGUUCCUUGCAGCUGACUGAGGAGGAGAUUGCUUUGUUCUCAUCUGCUGUUCUGAUAUCUCCAGACCGAGCCUGGCUGAUAGAACCAAGGAAGGUCCAGAAGCUUCAGGAAAAAAUUUAUUUUGCACUUCAACAUGUGAUUCAGAAGAAUCACCUGGAUGACGAGACCUUGGCAAAGUUAAUAGCCAAGAUACCAACCAUCACGGCGGUCUGCAACUUGCACGGGGAGAAGCUGCAGGUAUUUAAACAAUCACAUCCAGACAUAGUGAAUACACUCUUUCCUCCAUUGUACAAGGAGCUCUUUAAUCCUGACUGUGCCACCGUCUGCAAAUGAAGGCAACGAGAGAACUGUCUCCUAGUCGUGGAAUGCGUCACCAUUAAGACAAAAGCAAUGUGUUCAUGAAGACUUAAGAAAAAUGUCACUACUGCAACAUUAGGAAUGUCCUGCACUUAAUAGAAUUAUUUUUCACCGCUACAGUUUGAAGAAUGUAAAUACGCACCUGAGUGGGGCUCUUUUAUUUGUUUGUUUUUGAAAUGACCAUAAAUAUACAAAUAUAGGACACUGGGUGUUAUCUUUUUUUUUAAUUUUAUUUUAUUCGGGUAUGUUUUGGGAGACAACUGUUUAUAGAAUUUUAUUGUAGAUACGUACAAGAACAGAGCGGUACUUUACAUGAUUACUUUUCCUGCUAAUUGUUCAAAUAUAAUUUAAGAAAAUUCCACUUAAUAGGCUUACCUAUUUCUAUGUUUUUAGAUAGCUGAUGCAUGUGUAAAUUUGUAGCUGUCUUGGAAAGCACUGUGCAUGUAUGUAAUAAGCAUAUAAUAUCUGAGAAUAUUAUAUAUGACUAUUACUUAUACAUGCACAUGCACUGUGACCUAAAAUCCCAUACAUACUAACAAAGGAGGUUCAGUCAGGCUCUCUUAUAUUAUUUACCUUCUGUGUUAUAUGUUACCUUUAUGUUAGACAAUCAGGAUUUUGUUUUCCCAGCCAGAAUCUUCAACUAUCGUCGAUGGCAGGAUGGUACCAAUUCAGAGAUAACGUCUACAAAGGAAUAAAUAUAAUGCACGGCCUCUGUAUAAGAACUCUGUUUCUAUCAAUGACAUCAAAGCCUUGUCAGGAUGGUAAAUAUCGGCGGGUGGGGGGGGUGGGGGGAAUAUUUGGAGCCAUUUUCCUGUUUUAAGAAUUCGGCCACAGAUAAUGUUGUGGAGUCCAGGACUUUUUUGACCAAUCACUAUUUCCUAUUUUUCGCCAGGAUACAUAAAACACUUUUUUUUUUCCUUUGGAUUUCAAGUGGGUAAAGAAACUGAUUUUGGUGCUCACUGUGUUGUCACCAGAGAAAUGCAGUCUGUAGGUUUGACCACCAGCAAUUUUUUUCUAAUAAAAUUAGAGUCACAGAGGAAACCAGGACCCAGGGCCCCGAUGCCAUUUCAUGUAGACAUUUUUUCUCUAACCUGUUGUGUCUGGGUUUGAUAUUUUUUGUUUUUUGAGGGUUUUUUUUGUUUUGGGGGGCUUUUUUUGGCAACGAGGUAGAAAGAGCUUGGUUCUUUAUAUUGACUCUCUUUGCUACAUUUGUUAGAAAAAGCAGCAAUAAAAGGGGAGGCAGGAUUUGAUAUGUCCUUCUAGCGGGGGGGGGGUCCUCUAAUUUCUCUCAACUCCAAAGUCCUGUACUAUAAACACAGAGCAAGAACUCGACAGAUAACGAAAACACAUCGGAGUUAUUCCGUAGAACUAAUACACCCCAAAGCCCAAACUAUUUCCUAUGCAGUUUGCAAUUAGAUCAUCCGUCUGGCCUGGGAUUCUUUCUUUUAGCAACUUGUCAAAAACACAGACUACAAGAGGGGAUAUGAGGCUUGGAGUAUUAAGACUUCCUAGUAUGUCUCACCUCUCCACCUGCUCCCCAAGCAAACUGAAUACGAGAAAAGCAUAAAUCCCAAGCAGCUUGUUCUGCCUGUGCUCCAGAGGCCCUAUGCCUUUGGUCUUAGCCGAUCCAAAAUUAAGAGUUUUUAAAAAGGAAGCCGGAGCAGAGCCUCACGCAACACAGUGACAUUCACGCUCUCCUGUGAGUAAAGCCCAGCAGCCAGCUCCCGAGGACCCGCCCUUUUCUCCUCGUCAAACACACACACGCACACCUGCUCGGUAUAGUUUCCAUCGGUGGAAACCUUGAUUUCCUUUUAAUCUCUGACGCUCUCCUGAAGUUACGUGGUCUUGAGAGCUGUCUCCGCAAGGCCACAAAACCCCUCGUUGAUGAUCAGACAGUAGUGCUGGUCUUUUCUGUAGAAAACAGAGCCUUUUCCCACCUCAUGAUUGAUGAAUGCUAAACCAAUGGGGAAAAACAAAAAGGCUUUAAAAUAAUGACUCUCUUUCUCAACUACUGUUAUAUUCAAUUAAUUUAACUACAUUGAACCAAAUUACCUUCGGUGUCUAAGAAGACAGCUGCAGACUGCUUAUUAUGUGGCUGUAGAGACUCAGUUCUUUUUGGUGUAAAUGUCACUCCUGCUAGCUCUUUGUAUAAAGAAUUAAUUCCAAGAGUCAUAUUUCCUUCUAAUGGAAAGAUUACUUUACUGAUUGCUAGGAAAACAGGGUAAUGGAAGGCGCUCAAUUAAACCAAGCCGUUUCCAAAUGCAAUGUAUGUUUUAUGAUUGGCUUGUGAUAGGCAAUGCUCAACGUGUCUGCUUGGUGUUUCCCUUUGAGCUUUGAACUUAUGUCAAACUUUGUUUUCAUUGUUCUGUUGGCCUAGUGUUUUCCAUCGUCCGCCUGUAAUUCCCGCUCAGUUGCAAAGGGAAUCGUUUGUUUCCUCCAAUUUACCUUAGAGGGUUUAAAUUGGUUCUGUUGAUGAAGUGGCUGAGAAUUUUUUCCUCCCUGCCCCAUGGGUGAUGUAGGAAAAGGAUUGCUCCCCACAUUUGCCUCAGGAGGUACUCGAUUUGAAUGUGUUUGUCGUUUCUACUAGUGCAAGCAUUUCACUGGGACCGCAUGAACCUUUUGAAGCUAGGGGACAGGAAACAGCUAGCGACCGAACCAGAACAAAACAGUGGAAACGAGUACACGCUCAGCCCACUUCGGUUGAGAAAAGAGAUUUCCAUCUUUCGCCACAGUUGCCAAAUCUGUCCGUUAAAAGACCACCAAUCACAUUUUCAGUGGUAACGACAAACGCCUUGAAAAGCUGCCUUUUUGAACAUCUCCUGUGACUACAUCUCGAGGUGUUUUGAAAUUUUGCUAAGAUCGCCUUUCCUUACCACAUGCAAUCUCUGUCCCUUCCCUACGAAGACUCACAAAUGUUCACCACACCUUCAUGGUAAAACGGGCACUGGAAGAAAGAACCCGUGAUCUGUACGUUUCACUUCUUGCUUCGUAAAUGACAAUCACUGCUUGGCACAGAUAUUGCACUGUAACCACUCAGGGAUGUUUCAUUAAAAAAAAAAGAAAAAGAAAAAAAAAAGAAGGAGGGGGGAAAAAAAACAGGAAAAUGACAACAAAACGUAAAUGGCACAAAUUAAAUACGCCAGGGAGAGAACCUCUCUGACAAGGCUUUCAGAACAGUAGGCAGUAACUUUGUGUUGUUAACUGUUUGGACUUGUUGAAAAGUUGCACAUGAAUAAGGACAACUUAGUCUCAUUUUCUGAAAUCUGCUAAGAGCCAAAUAAUCCAGCUACCCUAUUAAUAGGAAUAUGUCUCUCCCAAGCAGCCCCCAGCUUCCUGUACAAGUCCUGAGCAAGGAAAAUAAGAAACCGGAGUGGCAUUACCUGAAUCUGACAAGGGAGGUAAAGCUGUGUGAAUUCAAAUUCCACUGUGAUUCUGGAGGGAAUGCAGGAGAAGAAGGGAUUCCAGAUUUGGUUUCAUAUGCCACACAAACUCCUACUGUCCGUGACUUGGGUCAUCUUUGUGUCCCUUAUUCUGUGGCUCUUUUUUCCCCAGAGACUGAAAGCUGAGAGUAGAGGUGUCCCUUACAAGCAUACCCUUUCUGGAUUUCCCUUGUUGAAAUACUGGUCUUCAGGACUCUGGAAUAAAGGACCACAGUGUAGGCAUACACAGAGAAUGUGGUGGUCUCUUGGGUAAUUCAACUUCUUGGACACAAUCUGUGACACCCUAAAUCACAGUCAACUCUGGACAUGAAUAAGAGAUUCCGGGGAGACACCCAUACAUUUCCUAUCGUAGCUGCCUUGUUCGACACAUAACUUCACAGCAGUCAAGCUAAAUUGUAGAAAACCACGCACAUGGCUAGUCAACUCACGCUCACUCUCUACAGUCCCAAGCGUACCAGGCUUGAAUGCAAAAGCGAUUCUUCCGUCCCAAGGACAACCUAAAACUUAACCAGCUUUUUUCAAAAACAUCAGUCAGAUGCAAAUGAUAUCAGUUCUGUUCCAUGUUCUUUUUUUCCAUUUAUUAUAGAAGCAAGGAAAAAUUCCACUGCUAUUGGAAAUUAGAAGAAAUAACUUUUCCCUGACUCUCUUUUCUCCAUACACUUUCGCUUCCAAUGAAGUUACUGCAAUUGGCAGUGAAUUCAGGCAAGGAUGCCUGUGCCCUGACAGAGCCACCGUUCAAUAGAACAGCCAUAACUUGAAAGUAUGCAUCUGUAGUGAAACUUUGCACAAAGCCCCCUGUAUAAAGAAGACAAAAAAGCCCACCAUCUGCUUUAGACGAAGUAGUAUUUAAUUUUCUGUUUCCAGCUGUUAAUAAAAGCAGCAACCUGAUAUGGGAAACCACAUGGGCCUUUAGACAAGAGUUGACCACCUAUUUUUGGAGGGGCAGGCAGGGGCCAGGUCUCAGGACCAGAGGCACGUGUUCCCUUAAAGCAAGGGUUAAAAAUCCAAGAGCCUAAAAGGGCCAGGGAGCCGACGCAAAUGAGCGCAAGCGGUCCAAUGGCCAGCUGGCAAGGAAAUGCCCCAUCUGAAAAGGGACAUUCGAUAUUCAGCUAAAGCACAAGUGUGGCUAAAGCUUCUGAAUCUUAUAACAUCUGUCUGGUUGUAAGUGAUGUCAGUUGAUUCAGAGCUUAAUGCAGACGAGACAAAUACAUCUCUGUGCAGAAAAAGGUUCACAGUUUGCAACCUCUGGUUUAGCACAAAAUUGAAUCCAAGGGCCUGUUUCCUGGCAGCAAGUCUGGCCAGACAGGACUCAGAAUGAAUUGGGGGGUGGGGGGGGGGGGUGGGCAGAACUCUUGCCCACUGAUACUCAAUUUGGUUUCCAUAUUUGACUAUCACUACCGGAGGACAUAGUAAGAGUUACGUUGAAAACACAGCAGUCUAAAAAUGAAGACAAUUCAUUUAACGAUGGCAUAUAAAGGACAUUUCUAUUUGCCUUGCCCAAACUCUUAGCUUCACAGAGCCAGGUGGUUAGAUUUCUUGCCACUUUUUUCUGAACGUCAAAUGCACGACUUUUACGUUUUUGAGUCUCGGUGUGUCUCUUUAAAUGUGUGGCUUCACUAUCUGUGACAAGUUUCAUUUUUCCCUUAGUCGUAUCCGCAGAAUUUAUCCUAUAGUCGUGAUAACGUAGUCCCCUCCGUGUUCUGAAGUGCGGGACCUCAGAUUCCUAUGCAACAGAUGGAGGUCAUCUGUGCACUUUUUGCCUAAGCUGCUGAGAUCCCUUCGAAGUGAAUUGGCCAUAGUAGUCUUUGCCUCCUGCAUGACUGUAAGCACGACCUCCCGUGGGUCAGAAGAAGCAGCUCAGUGAUUGUUCUCAUGGCCAAAACUAAAGCACAAGGUUACCAGAAUUGAAAAAGCCCCCAGUCGAGGGAGGCACGGGGUGUCUACACCCCAGCUGGGCAGCGCGAUCCCUGUAUGAAACCGUACUCUUCUGGCGGUAGCUGACGGAGGACAUCUGCAUGCCUCUGUCGUGACACACGUUAGGUAUGUCUGAAAAGCUACAGACCCCACACCCAAGCACAGUCCUGUCUCCUCCACCCGAGGAACCACACACACAAGAAUGAAAACCACACCCACAGAAAACUGAGUAUGUAUUGUAGAAAUGUAGAGGAAAAAUAAAAAUAUUUUUUCAAAUGUAAUUACUUUUAAUAUAUGCUUGUGGAAGGUCUAAUACAAUGUAUGCUGUCUCUGUAAUUUUUGCUGUAAAUAACUGGAGACAGUGAAUACACUGAUUUUUCUAUGUCUCUGUUUAAGCUUAAGACUUUGUAACAAUUUUUUUAGAGGGGGAAAACCAACAAAGAGCAAAUAUGUACUUGCUUCCUUUCUGCGUGUUAUGUACUUCUCAGAAACUGGUUGUAAACAGGUUAAGCAUCUUGAACGGCCAUUGGUGUCAUGUGUACACUUCUUUUUGUAAUACAGCUGAGAAAGGGACAGGGCUGUCGAUUAGAUGUGCUCCAAAGAAUUUGUACUGAAGAUUGGCCUCUAAGACCUGCAAACGCUAUCUGAACUAGACGACAUGAAAAAGGAAAGUUAAAAAGAAAACAAAAACAAAAGCAAAACAAAACAAAACAAAAAAACACAUUGCCUGAAUAAGUCAUCUUUCCUUGUAGCAAAUGGCUUUGUCCAAAUCCUUUCUGCAUGGACUAGCUUAAGGAACACAAACUCUGCUUUCUGAUGAACAAAAUAUUUUUAUACACGUUUAUUUCGUAUUAGUAGCCUGAGGUCAGAUCACUCAUUCGCUGAAGCCAUAACUGACCUUCACCAAAUAAAUGUUGUAAAGAACCUGGGGGAGGGUUAGGGGAGAGCCCAAGAGGGAGGAAGAUCGAAGGUGAUAUGAGCUCUAACAACACAGGCAGGAGCAAGUCCGAUGAACCUGAUGCUUUUCCUGCAUCCCAAAUAGGACUUUAAAAGGCUAGUAUUUUAUGAUGAUCGAUUUAUAAUAAAAAAAAAAAAGAUAUUUAGAUUUAAAUGAGACUUUCCAGUAUUUUUUAAAUCCCUGACAAUGCUUCCCUGCUUUUAGGAUUGAGAGAAAUGAUUUUCAUAUGCUUCCAACAUUCAGAAAUUUAAUUUUUAUGUUAGCUCCAACCUGCACGUCUAAAGUGAAGAACGACUCCAAGUCCCCCAGCGGUUGGGGAACCGGGGACUGUCGGGGGCUCGGCUGUACCUACCGACCAGGAUCGCACCUUGAGGGGCGGCCGUGAGGUGCACCUGACAUCUCUUGUUAGCAUGCACACCGUUGCUGGCAAUGCACAAGAGUUGCAUUGCCAAACAUACAUAAAAAUAAAAGCAUUCACUCUAAAAAGCAUAUUAAUUGUACUUUUUUUUAAAAGAAUAAUGCCUCCCAUAGUCACCAUUGAUUUUUCUGGAGCUUAAUUACACUAUUACCGUAUAUUACUAUUAUUAUUGGCCUAUAGAGGCAAAAGGCAAACCACAAAUAAACCCAGUGACAUAUAGUUUUAAAAUCUACAAUUUUUCUGAUCUCUCUCUCCUUGUUUAAUAUAUAAGCCCUAAUUUCUGUGUACGUGAGUAAAACUGCAGCCUGAGUCAUUUAGGAAGUAAGCAUUGAGUUGUUGUUUUGGGGUUUUUUUUUAUUAUAAAUAUACUAGAAUAAAACAGCACUCCCUAACAAUUAAAAAAAAAAGAGUUUUAUAUUACUUUAGAAUGUAAUAGGUUUUUGUCCUUAUUUUAUGUCCUGUAAAUUAUUAGUUGAAUACUGUUAGCAUUCCCUGAUAAUGCACACAUGAUUUCUGAAUGUUUUCUGUAAAUGACAAUCAAUGUUUAUGAAGUUCCCUCCUUUAAUGCUGAACAAAAUUAAAAGAAGAAAAAGAUGAAAA
Felis catus (domestic cat) is the source of this 10613-nucleotide messenger RNA. It is a transcript of the gene RORB, whose product is annotated as RAR related orphan receptor B. The transcript has 13 exons. The record is from RefSeq and is a predicted model, not a curated record. Gene Ontology annotation, cellular component: nucleus. Gene Ontology annotation, biological process: regulation of transcription by RNA polymerase II. Gene Ontology annotation, molecular function: RNA polymerase II cis-regulatory region sequence-specific DNA binding; nuclear receptor activity; zinc ion binding. Lineage: Eukaryota; Metazoa; Chordata; Mammalia; Carnivora; Felidae. The coding region runs from base 1880 to 3259 and encodes 459 amino acids.